AUGCCGAAGCCACUCGUUAACUCCUGCUGCAUGUGCCAGUCGACACGCAAUGGCUCAGUUAUAUCCGGAGUCCUGGCCAUUGUGCUAUCCAUAAUCACGAUAAUUGUGAUAUUCACAACACGUGUGCACUUCAAGACAAUUAUCUUCGAUUUUAUACCAAACGAUAUAGUAAAAAUCAUACUGGUGAUAAAUCUAUGCAUGACAAUAUUAAUUUCAUUGCUGAUGAUCGCUGGCGUUCUCAAACGCAAUCAUUACCUGAUGGUUCCUUGGGUGGUGCUGGGCAUAUUGAUUGCCAUUGGCCUGCUGAUAUCUGUAAUCUACACGGGCGUUGUCUUCUUCAUCGAUGGUUUUGUACUCACGGGCGUUCUGUGGCUGAUCUUCGGCCUGAUUUGUUGUGCUGUGCUCACAUAUUGUUGGUGCGUCGUUUAUAGCGAAUACGCAAAUCUGGCCGAGGAAAGCGAACGUGGACGUUACAACAAGCAGCCCUAUCGUCGUUGAUUGCCCGGUCGCACCAUCCAGUCACGGCUGAUACACCAUAUGCAUCUUAUCUGUUAGUUGAUAAUACUAAAACUGCUUAUGUUCGUAAUUAGCUCAUAUGUUUAACUAAUAAUUUUAAUUUAAUUAUUUAAAAAUGCGUGCCCAACUUGGCAUAGACGAAUACAUAUAGCUUAAGUAAAUAAAAUGUAUGGGGCCCGUAGUAAGUGCAAUCGAAUUACUUAACAUUUACAAUUAUCUAGCAUCACUGUCCACUAAUUUUUGUUGUAAUUUUUGUAUUGAGAAAGUAAUGUUGUUAACACGUAAAUAAAACAAUAAAAAAUG
Drosophila virilis is the source of this 819-nucleotide messenger RNA. NCBI's taxonomy places the organism in Eukaryota, Metazoa, Arthropoda, Insecta, Diptera, Drosophilidae. The record is from RefSeq and is a predicted model, not a curated record.